AUCUACUAAGGUCAGUCCCUGAUGGCAAAGCAGAGAAAAUGAGAAGUGGAAUCGCCUCUCUCUCAUCAUCUCUUCAACCUGGAAAUCUCCUUCGCUCAUCCAUCUAUCGCCCAAAACCUCUCUUUUCCCAUUUUGCCCUUCCCAUCAGUAUAAAAAGCCCUAGCCUCCUCAACCUCGUAGCAAAAUCCCCUUUCUCUGUAACUGCCAUGGCUGCUGCUGCUCCUUCCAAGGCCGAGCUAGCUAGGGUUCCUCCUGCCAUUCAAUUGCCGCCACCUCCAAUCUCCAAGUUCAAGAUUGCUCUCUGCCAGUUGUCUGUAACUGCAGACAAGGAGAGAAACAUUGCUCAUGCUCGCAAAGCCAUUGAAGAAGCGGCUGAAAAGGGUGCUCAAUUGGUUGUCUUGCCUGAAAUAUGGAAUAGUCCAUAUUCAAAUGACAGCUUUCCUGUGUAUGCUGAGGAUAUCGAUGCUGGUGGUGAUGCAUCUCCCUCAUCUUCUAUGUUGUCUGAAGUUGCUUGCAGCAGGCGGAUCACGAUAGUUGGUGGCUCCAUACCAGAACGUUCAGGUGAUCGGCUGUACAAUACAUGUUGCGUAUUUGGUACAGAUGGAAAGCUGAAGGCUAAACAUAGAAAGAUACAUCUUUUUGACAUUGAUAUUCCGGGGAAGAUUACUUUCAUCGAAUCAAAGACUCUCACAGCAGGGGAGAAUCCUACCAUUGUUGACACAGAGGUGGGGCGUAUUGGUAUAGGCAUUUGUUAUGAUAUCCGGUUCCAAGAACUAGCAAUGUUGUAUGGAGCAAGAGGUGCUCAUUUGAUAUGCUAUCCUGGUGCAUUUAACAUGACGACUGGUCCCUUGCAUUGGGAAUUACUGCAAAGGGCAAGGGCUGCAGAUAAUCAGUUAUAUGUGGCAACAUGUUCACCUGCUCGAGACACCAGCGCUGGUUACACUGCUUGGGGUCACUCUACUCUUGUAGGACCAUUCGGAGAAGUACUUGCAACAACAGAACAUGAUGAGGCGAUAGUCAUAGCGGAGAUUGAUUAUUCACUACUCGAAGUUAGAAGAACAAACCUUCCACUGGGAAAGCAAAGGCGAGGGGAUCUUUACCAAUUGGUCGAUGUCCAGAGGCUUUCUUCUCAUUAGUGACCCAUGUAGGAAACUUCUUCGCGAUAGCAUACGUGCCAAGAAUGCCACAUGCACGUGCGGAAACUUUUGAGGAACGCCUUCUUGCACCCUACUUGAUGCCAUUUGAAGGUCCAUUCUAUCCUAUGCUUAGAACACUUGAUGGCCCACUUUGGAAAAUCACUAAACACAAGAUGAAGUUACUAUGUUAAACCCAAUCUUGUAGGAGGUCCCAUGUAUAGGAGAAAAUCUAUACAUUUGGAGAUCAUGUUCAAAGCCCUGUGCAUGUCUAAGUACCCCAAGUUAAGACUAGAGAUGGCAAAACCCUAUAAUAUAGCAAUACUCUGUAUUGCGUAGGAGACUCGGGGACUUCAGAAAAGUCCUAUGAACACUGGAGUUCCAACAGAAACAACAGUCUACAUUUCCAUGCAUGGACAAUGUAAGGCCUCAAACUUUGUAGGCUGUCUCUACGGUGGGACCAGCCAGAUGGAUGGUCAUCCCUGUUUGCUGGGCCAUGAGGGUAAGCCCCCCAAGCAAGCCUCUUUUCUAGUAACCCUUGAAAGAUGAAGCAUCUCUCUACUUGAAGAGUACCUCAUCAGCUCUCAACUCCC
Molecule: messenger RNA, 1726 nt
Organism: Magnolia sinica
Lineage: Eukaryota; Viridiplantae; Streptophyta; Magnoliopsida; Magnoliales; Magnoliaceae
Product: omega-amidase, chloroplastic
Exons: 11
Coding region: 39-1136 (365 amino acids)
Biological process (GO): L-glutamine metabolic process; oxaloacetate metabolic process
Cellular component (GO): mitochondrion
Molecular function (GO): omega-amidase activity
Source: RefSeq, a predicted model, not a curated record